Plasmodium reichenowi is the source of this 1899-nucleotide messenger RNA. RefSeq names its product tryptophan--tRNA ligase, putative. The record is from RefSeq and is a predicted model, not a curated record. The transcript has 2 exons. Gene Ontology annotation, biological process: tryptophanyl-tRNA aminoacylation. Gene Ontology annotation, cellular component: cytoplasm. NCBI's taxonomy places the organism in Eukaryota, Apicomplexa, Aconoidasida, Haemosporida, Plasmodiidae. Gene Ontology annotation, molecular function: ATP binding; tryptophan-tRNA ligase activity. Bases 1 to 1899 code for a protein of 632 amino acids.
AUGGAUAAAUUGAAAACUGUUUAUUUGGAUUCUGCUUUGAGUAUAAUUAAAGGAGCUUUAUGCAUUAUUCUUCAAAUACCAACAAGUAGAACUACAGAAAGUGUAAAAAAAAAGGCAAACAAUGUUGGUGUUAUCACAGUAAAAUCGAUUUUGUCAGAACCCACAAUUCAUCAGUAUGACGACAUAAAGAAACUAAUUAAAAAUAAACUUCAAGAAUGCGUCCCUUUUUAUAAUUAUAAUAUGAAUCGUUCUUUUGCUGAGAAAAUUUACGGAGACUGCAUCUAUGAUAAUUAUGGAUUGUCAAAAGAGAUUAAUGAAAUAAAUUUAAUAAUAUUAGAAGAGUGGAAUAUUAAUUGUAAUAAAAAUAGAGUUUUAAAAAAUACAGGAUUAAUUAAAGAAAUAACAAUUAAUCAAUUUAAGUAUUCAACUAAUAAAGAAUCUUUAGAAGUACAUUUUGCUGUUAGCCCGAAAUAUACUUUUGAAGAAUUAAGUACUAUGUAUAAAAAUGAGAAAGGAUUAUAUGAAUUUCUUUUAUCUCCUAUUAUAAAAAUAAUAUGUAAUGAAAAUGAUAAGAAAUUAUUAGAUAAUAUGAAUGAAGAAUGUACAUAUUUAAAUGUAGAAGAUAUAUUACCAAAAAACAAAGUACUUCCACCUUCAGGAAUUGAAAAUAUUGAUUAUGAACGUUCAAAAGAUGUUACUCCUUGGGAUGUAAAUAUAAAUAAUGAAGAAGGAAUUAAUUAUAAUAAAUUAAUAAAAGAAUUUGGUUGUUCCAAAAUUACAGAAAAUCAUAUUAAAAGAAUUGAGAAAUUAACAAAUAGUAAAGCUCAUCAUUUUAUAAGAAGAGGAAUAUUUUUUAGUCAUAGAGAUUUAGAUUUCUUGUUAAAUUAUUAUGAACAACAUAAAUGUUUCUAUAUAUAUACUGGUAGAGGACCAUCCUCCUUAUCUAUGCAUUUAGGCCAUUUAAUACCAUUUUAUUUUUGUAAAUAUCUACAAGAAGCUUUUAAUGUUCCAUUAGUUAUACAGUUAUCAGAUGAUGAAAAAUAUUUAUUUAAUCAAAAUUAUUCACUAGAAUAUAUUAAUACAUUAACUAAUGAAAAUGUAAAAGAUAUUAUAUCUGUAGGUUUGAAUCCUGAAUUAACAUUUAUUUUUAAAAAUACAGAAUAUGCUGGAUAUUUAUAUCCAACCGUUUUGUCUAUACAUAAAAAAACUACCUUAAAUCAAAGUAUGAACGUUUUUGGUUUUAAUCAUAGUGAUAAUAUAGGAAAGAUAUCUUAUCCAUCAUUUCAAAUAGCUCCAUGUUUUUCUCAAUGCUUUCCGAACUUUUUAGGAAAAAAUAUUCCCUGCUUAGUCCCUCAAGGUAUCGAUCAAGAUCCAUAUUUUAGAUUAAGUCGAGAUAUUGCAGUAAAAAUGGCUUUGCACAAGCCUGUGGUUGUUCAUUCGGUUUUUAUGCCAGGUUUACAAGGAGUCAAUUCUAAAAUGAGUAGUACAAAAAAGAAGAAAGAUGAUAACGGUAAAAGUAAUAGUACGUUUGAUCAUAAUAAUAGCGUUAUCUUCUUAACAGACACACCAGAACAAAUCAAAAAUAAAAUCAACAAAUAUGCUUUUAGUGGAGGGGGAACCACUAUACAAGAACAUAGGGAAAAAGGUGGAAAUCUAGAUAAAGAUAUAUCUUAUCAAUAUUUAAGAUAUCUUUUAGAAGAUGACAAUAAAUUAAAUGAAAUUGGAGAAAAAUAUAAAAAAGGAGAAAUGUUAAGUGGUGAAAUAAAAAAAAUAUUGAUAGAUGUUUUAACAGAAUUGGUAUUAAAGCAUCAAGAGAAAAAGAAAUCUUUAACAGAUGAAGAAAUAUCUUAUUUCUUUGAUCCAAACAAACCAUCUCUUCAAAAAUUUAAAAAUAUGUAA